Molecule: messenger RNA, 929 nt
Organism: Dermacentor andersoni
Lineage: Eukaryota; Metazoa; Arthropoda; Arachnida; Ixodida; Ixodidae
Product: deoxynucleotidyltransferase terminal-interacting protein 2
Biological process (GO): RNA processing
Cellular component (GO): nucleolus
Molecular function (GO): RNA binding
Source: RefSeq, a predicted model, not a curated record
GGUCAAGACUGAUUAAGACCAAUCAAUAUGGCAGCCUCCACGAAACUUUUCGGGUGCCGCUAGAGUGACUUUUUUCGUCUCUUGCACCAGUGCACCGUGUUUCCAAAAUGUCAAAAACCGAAAGCCGUGUACCUUCGUCCCUGCAGUCAAAAUAUCUUCAGAAGUUCGAUGGCCUGACGCUGUCCAAAUCCGAAUCAGACGACUCCGACGAAGAUGAUGGCGAGCCUCGUGGGAUCACGUUUUUCGUUGACAGCAAACCACGGGUCGAGCCGGAGACGGAAGAAGCACCGUGCAAGACAACAGAGAAGGUCAAGCUGGCGUCAGAGCUCAACCCAGGCAUCAACCUUGGUGACACUUAUGUGGCAGCUCGUGAUGCUGCAUCUAAGUCGGCUCAGAAAAUCAGGGAACUCGUGCUUGAGUCAUCUGCUGACUGUCUGCUAAAGGGAAGCGUCCUCACUCCUGGCUUUGAGAAGAAGGAUUGCGUACCUCCGUACUCCGAGUCCAUGAGGCGUAUCAAACUACGCCGCAAGGAGGAACGCAGCAAAACAAAAGGCCCUGGUUGGUUUGGCUUGCCUGCUCCUGAAAUGACUGAUGAACUGAAGCAUGACUUGGAGGUUCUUCGCAUGAGGCAUGUCCUUGACCCCAAGCGCUUCUACAAGAAAAAUGACCUGAAGGACUUGCCCAAGUAUUUCCAGGUGGGGACGGUGAUGGACUCACCAGCUGAUUUCUACCAUGCAAGGGUGCCCAAGAAGGAUCGCAAGCAAACUAUGGUUGAAGAAUUGCUGGCUGAUGCAGAGUUCAGACGAUUCAACAAGAAGAAAUAUAGUGAGGCUAUGGCCCGGCAGCAGCGAGCAGUUUCGAAGAAGGCCUUGAUGCACAUGAAGCGGCUGAAAAAGCGGAAGAAAUAAAACCUUUUGUAAGAACUUUUA